Molecule: messenger RNA, 1072 nt
Organism: Megalobrama amblycephala (Wuchang bream)
Lineage: Eukaryota; Metazoa; Chordata; Actinopteri; Cypriniformes; Xenocyprididae
Gene: cfap107
Product: cilia and flagella associated protein 107
Exons: 4
Coding region: 203-856 (217 amino acids)
Source: RefSeq, a predicted model, not a curated record
CGUUUAAAGGAAUCUGAUGAAACUUCUUUUGCUGCAGCUGCUCCCUUAGUGCCAGCAGUAGUGUUUGGUGUAUCCAUGGCAACAGAACUCUAGAAUGUCUCCUGCUCUCCUGCUACUUUCAUAACUGAUAUCUAACCAUUUUGGAGGUUUGCAGAGUGUGUUGUGUUUGAAGUAACGUUAACUAUACAGUAAGUUAUACGGCAUGCAAAAAAUGGAAAACUAUCAUGACAAGUGGAGCCAGCCUGGUUGGAGAAUAGAGCAGAAGUAUGGCAACAAAGUACUUAUUGGUAAUUGGGUGGAGGAGAAAUUACAAUUCGCUCGAGAGUGCAAGACAGCAAACAGCUCCAACAGGCUGGACUACACGCCCUACAUGUUGCACAGGCCCGAUGUUGUCAUGCGGCGAAAGGCUCUUCACAGAUCAGAGGGUGUUCCUAAAAAGAUGUUACUUUCCCAUCAUGACGUCCCCUCCUCCCACUACCUGGUGACACUCUACGAUGAGUCGUACGGGCGGCAGGCCUCCUCCUCCCUGCCCACACUGCGCUCCUGGCAUUCUGACAAACUGGCAUGGGUCCCAGAGAGGUCAGAUCAUCCAGUCCAAGGCCCCCCUACUAAGUUUGGCUUGGCUGAGUCUUUGCGGGCUCGCAUGGAACAACAGCGGGCCGUUGUGCCCACACUAAGCGUGUAUAAGGCUUCAUACCCUCUGCACCCCAUCAGCGCCUUCUGUCAUUCUCGCCACGUCAGCAUGCCCAAGCGGAUCUCCAGCAGUCAGCACCCUGCCAACCACAGCAACGAGGACCUGGCACUGAAACACAGACCCUACAGGCAGGUCUCCAGUAAUCCAGCCCGCCUGCUGUGACCCUUACCCUUUGUCUCACCACCUUCAGCCCUCCAGUACCACACAGUCUGGACUAAAUCAGAGGAGAACAGGAGUGUUUUUGAGCCAAGACAAAUAAAAUGUCCAAAAGUUACCGCUAAUUCAAAUACUUUUAGCAUUAAAUGCAUAAGUUUUAUAUUACAUUGUAUUUUCAACAUAAAAGUGUAAAGCUGAACAUAAACACUAACAUGAAUUUCA